AACAGAUUGUUGGCCUAUAUGCCUCAUAUGAAUCCUCCACGAAACAAUCCUGAUCUUCGUCGGGAGACCAAUUGUGCAAUGUGGUUAAACAUGAGAGUUGUGUUAGCAACUCUUCUAUUCCUUGGUGUUGCGCCGACCAACGGUCUAGAGUGUUACAGCUGCCAAAAUGUUGCUGACCCCAGCGCCUGUACUUCCACGCGCACUUGUGCAGCUGACCAGUCUUGUUACAAGCAGAGCAGAGCCGAGCCCUCUGGACGGGUAUAUGACAUGGGGUGUCGAGGUGUACAGGUUUGUGGUGUACACCUGCCAGGAUUAAUUGUUGGGAGAUCGUUAGAGAAACGCCAGCAAGCAGUUUGUCAUCAGUGUUGCUCAGUAUCUCUGUGUAAUGCACAACUAUGUAUGGAUAUUGGUUCCAAUGCAACAAGUAAGAUUCUUGCAUGCUGCUUUCAGCUAUCCUGAGCUCAACAUCUUCUAGGAUUAGAUUUUAUGGUCAGUAAUCGUUCAGCAUUUGUUUUCAUAAGAGCUCGUAUUUUGCUUUAAAUUUUGUGAAAUGUGUAACAUUUUGGGUCAAUUCAUCAUACCAAAGAAGGAUCGCCAAAGUCACUGGGUAUUCAUUUUCGUUUUAAAUAUCCGAACAUUUGAACAUUUAUCACGCCAGUAAGCACUUAUAAAUAUAUAAGACAUAUUGUGGGAAUACCUGUAACAGGCGGGCGUCCGGUUUGGAGGCGUCAAUGACAUUCACAUUUUUCCGAACAUUUUAUUUUCCUCGUGAAUAGAUGUGUAAGGGUCGAGGGUAUCCCAAUCCACACCGCACAGAGUUUUCAACGAAUAUAUGCAUACCAUAACACGUUUUAUACAUUUUACUAUCAAUAGCUUUAACAUUACAUUAUAAACAAUAUGUUUAAAACAAAAUGACAAUACAUGACUUCGUAUGUCUCUUGAAAACUACUACUGAAAAAGAUGUAACACUGUUUCCCAUUCUUUACUUUGACGAAUAUCAUUAUCAAUGUUAAUUUCAUGUAAUACACAUGACAAUACUGUCUGUUGCCUAAUUCAAAAUAUUCAGUGAGGAUCAUCAUACAACGGGCGAUACUGUAUUUUUCGGCAUAAUAUCUCGUUCACAGUUCUAUAACCAGCCAGAUCGGUUCAAGGUUAAGGUCACUGUUAUUAAAAGUUGAAAAAAUCCGCUCAAUAUAUUUCGUUUGGAAGAAAAUGUUACACUAGAAUGAGUGUGUAAAAAGCGUUCCUGCAUACCAAUCUUUGGAUUGUAUUUUGUGGCCAGUCGACCUCAAGUUAAAGUAACUUAACAUACAAAAAUAUUUUCUGCAAAAUAACUUUGGUUGAGUUUGGAUGCAAGUAUUGCCUGGAGUUUUGUGUCGUCGUAGCUGUCUUGCAGACCUAUCAUGAUAGUGCACAUUAUUUUAUGUUAAAGUAAAUUAAUAAUUAGUUAAAGUAGAGUAAUAAGUUAAUAAGUUAAAUGUUGAAAACGGGAUUUUACGGCAUUGUAGUGUUUAGUGUUGUGUCUUAUUUUCUGUUCCAACAUUUUACAAAACAAAUAUUCAGAUAAGCGUAGACCUGAUCUUUAAACGUGCAUAUUUCUUUAUAUGUUGCAGGUCUUGGUUUUGUAAACAAUCAUACUCUUUUUAACAUCAAGUCAUUUAUAAAAUACUCAACAUAUUAUUUGAUCCUGUAAUCAAAUUACAUCAAGUAGAAGAGGAUACAUUAUUAUACUCGUACAUGAACACCUUGUUUACUUGUAAUAUAUAAACACCUGUUAAAUUUUUACAUUAUUUGACUUAUAUGUGACAUGGCUACUAUAUUUUUGUAAUAUUGUGCUUGGUUUGAAUACGUUUUAAAUUUUCACUUCGUUUAGUUUCAUUAUAAGUUUCAAACACUGUUUUGUUGAAAUAUUUGUUAAAUAGAAAUUAUUAUCGUGAACCAACAUCCUUCAAUCUAUUUUACUCAUAUUUUAAAUUUUGAGUGAAUCAUAUGAAGCAGAAGAUGA
Messenger RNA from Dreissena polymorpha, 2005 nucleotides. RefSeq lists its product as uncharacterized. The transcript has 5 exons. Bases 19 to 459 code for a protein of 146 amino acids. Lineage: Eukaryota; Metazoa; Mollusca; Bivalvia; Myida; Dreissenidae. The record is from RefSeq and is a predicted model, not a curated record.